Trichoplusia ni (cabbage looper) is the source of this 3411-nucleotide messenger RNA. RefSeq names its product forkhead box protein F1-B-like. The transcript is spliced from 2 exons. The coding region runs from base 852 to 1814 and encodes 320 amino acids. Gene Ontology annotation, cellular component: nucleus. The record is from RefSeq and is a predicted model, not a curated record. Lineage: Eukaryota; Metazoa; Arthropoda; Insecta; Lepidoptera; Noctuidae. Gene Ontology annotation, biological process: animal organ morphogenesis; regulation of transcription by RNA polymerase II. Gene Ontology annotation, molecular function: RNA polymerase II cis-regulatory region sequence-specific DNA binding; DNA-binding transcription factor activity, RNA polymerase II-specific.
CGACGUGCGCUUGGUUUAAUAUCCUUCAUUGUCUUCCUUGCACUCGUUUCAGUGUUGUAAAGAACUGCCAAACGCCAUUGAUUCUUUAUCGCUUGGCUACAAAAGUGAGACGUAAGGCAGUGUAAUAAAGUUUAUUUUCAAUUGAACAUCUUAGUUUACACGUGCGCGAGUAAAUAAAUCCGGCAAGUUUAAUGCAAAACUUUUGGUUUACGCUUUAUGGUAAAUAUUUGGUGUACGUCGUAUAACUGUUUUAUAGUUCUAGUAAAAUGUUUGGUUUAAUUGUGCUAGGUCAAGAGCGGGCGUUCGACAGGCGUCCUUGCGACGGGUAAAUAUUAUUGUCUAAGCGGGUUUUCCGCUGUUUGGGUGUUUGUAUGAGUUUGUGGAUGAUACAGACAGGGGAUCCGCCAGUGCAUUGACCUACAUAUUCUCAUUACAUAUCUACACUACCUUCAACCCUUCUUAGAACUUGUUACUCGAUCGCUAAUUAAAAAGCGGUCUCCGUCCGUUCUACUAAUACGAUCAUAAAAGGGUAGGUAUAGAAACUUUGACUAUUGUUGGCUUCCCCAUUAAACUUGUUUAGCUUUCAACUUUACUAACUUAUUUUUUAUACGUGCUAUUUCAUUUUUGUAAUAUUGCCAGUCUGACGUGUACCGGUAUAGCAGCAGGUUCUAUCCCUGGUGCGCGGUGGGUAAAAGCUUUAGCGAGUUUAGCUUUGCCAAUAACCUAGUGUGUAGAGGCGGGCGUGGGUGUGGUGGGGCGGCAGCGGGGCGGCGCUGGGCGGAACACAGCGGAGGUGCGGCGCGCGCGCACUGUGAGCUCGCACGCGCCCCGACGCACACGCACGUGCACGCAUGAAGACCGAGGACCAGACCACCGAGGAGGCGGCGCGCCGCCCGCCCGCCACCAGGCGACAGGAGAAGCCACCCUACUCCUAUAUCGCCCUCAUAGUUAUGGCAAUUCGCCACUCGCCCAACAAAAGGCUGACGCUUAGUGAGAUCUAUGCGUUUUUGCAACAACAGUUCCCGUUUUUCCGCAGUUCCUAUCAGGGCUGGAAGAAUUCCGUUCGGCAUAACUUAAGCUUAAACGAAUGUUUCGUGAAGUUGCCCAAGGGGCUGGGUAGGCCGGGGAAGGGUCAUUAUUGGACAAUAGAUCCGUCUUCAGAGUUUAUGUUUGAGGAGGGUUCGUUCAGAAGAAGGCCGCGUGGCUUUCGGCGCAAGUGUCAGGCUUUAAAGCCUCAGUUCGGGAGCGGAAGUUACCUUUGCGGAGGAGGUGUGCCGUCACUGCCACCGUCUCAGGCGUCGGGGUACGAGUUGGCCGGUGGAAGCGGCGCGGGUGCGGGUAGCAGUGGCUCCAUCGACUACGGAGCUUGUGCCUACUCGCACGCGAGUUCUGGCCAGCAGCUGGCGUACGGCGGCGAGUACUGCGCAUACGGGGCCAUCAACGAGCGCGAGUGGCCGCUGGCGUACGGCGGCGUGGAGCCCGGCUACCGGCCGCCGCCGGCCUCGCCGCCGCCGCACCACGAGCUGCCGGACCUCAUACCCAACUACCAGUACGCCGUUGCCAACGACCAUGGCACGACGCCAAUGUUCGCGGGGAUGCGCGGCGUCCACGGCCAAAUGUUGUCUGGGGGUUCCUCGAUCAGCGGCCUGGGGAGCUUCGGGCUGCCGUCGCCGCUGCCGGCACUGCCUCCAGACCGCAAGGUCUACUCGACCCCGCCGCCGACGCCGCUGCCCACGCUGCCCUCCUCCGCCUCAGUCCCCACGCCGGGCCCACCGCCAUCGUCCUCUUCGACUGUGCAUACAUACUACCAAUAAACAAUAGAAUAACGGUAUUCAUCAACUCCUGAAAACAGCUGACAAGUUGUGUUUUGACAAGCGUUGCUCACGGAAAAAACCGUAUUCAAGAGCAACGACAGAAAAAUGUCGGUUUUAAGCUUUUCUUUGUCAAUAACUUCUAAAAUUAAGAGUUAUUGGUACAUUUAAGUAACCUUAUCAUCGUUUAUGCUUAUCAAAACGUUACUUGUCGUCAAGCCCUGGUUGAGUUGAUUAAUAUCGGUAUUUUAUUCCUUUUGUACUGCAACGUGUACGACGCAGCAGACAGGCUAUAGACUCUUCGAAGCAAGAGGCGUUAAGAGACCUUACAAUGUGAUGUUAUAUUAUUUGCUGUCAGAUUAGGGAAGCUUCAGUAAACUGCUUAAACUUAACGUAAGUCCGGACUCCAAACUAGAAAGUUCUAAUGUUACAAUACUUCACGAGUUAUUCGCGGCUUAUAACAACUUGCAGUUAAAUAUAAUUCAGAAUAUUCAACUUUACAAACGUAUGCUGGCGCCAGCAGCCGACACAGAUGAUCAAUGUCAUUCCAAUCGUAAUAAAUAGCGUUGAUUUCCAACUCACGCUAUGUUUGCACGAAAAUCGAAGCCAAUUUUCAACCACGCGCUAAGUAUUAAUAAUAAAAUGUAGAAAGCUGAUAUGCUAUUGUUUUUUUGCAUAUUUUAUGCAGUUUUAGCAUAUUUUCUAAGUAUAUAAAGUUGGAUUGGUGUUAUUCGCUUAUCACACUAAUAUCCUCUAAGAUCAUUUUGACUUCUAGGCAAAAUGUUUUACACAAUAAGUGGUAGGUAUUACCCGUGCUUCUCGCGAAAGCUGUAGUCAUUUCUAUGAUAAGAAUUCACUGAUUUAUUUGAUUACAAACUAAGCUGUUUAUCGUAUUAAUUAAAUUUGUAUUUGUCGCUUGAUCGGUGCCAAAAUAAAAAGUGAAUUGACGGACUGAUGUCCCAAAGAUAUAUUAGUAGUAACCGUAAUCGUUAGUGUAUUAGUGAUCGUUUCAUUUAGACAAAUACGUAAUUAGUGUAAAAUUUAGUUUAAGUUAGAUAUAACUGUACUCUAGACGAAUAUAUAAUUAACUUACUCAUUGUAGACCAUAUGUAUUUAUUUUUAUAUUUUAAAUACCAAACUCUUCAGUGUACAAAAUGAAUGCUGCACGCAUUUUUUCAUUUAUUGCUAAAAGUACGCGCAUCUUUUAGUAAUCUAAUAGAUAUCAGGGAAUCUGUAAUGGUAUAGUAUCUAAUCACAUCGGUUUCCGUAGCUAUGACAGGAUUCAAGAAAUAAAUCGCUAACAGUUUUCCCGUCUUGUUAUUGAAAGGGACGCCAUCUGACGCAGUGCGUUGCGUCUUAAAAGUUGAUCGAAUCAAAUCAUCAUACCUUCUAGAAUUAUUCGCUUCGCUGCUCUUUGAUAUAAAAUGUAAAUUAUAUACUUAGGAGUAAGUAUAGACUGCUUUGUAAGUAGGUACAAUUAUAUUGAUUAUUCUGUUCAAAUAUUUUUUUUUGUAUCUAACAUAAAUUUCACUACAGGGCCCCGAUACAGCUAUUUUACAAUGGCCGAUGAAUUAAUGGCAAUUGAAUUAAAUUUGAAAUU